AUGGUCCACAGUAGCCGUCGCCGUAAUUUCAACAACAAGAAGAAGGGACACGAGCCGAGAGAGAACAAAUGGAGAGACGAUCGAGAUGCUCCGGGCAAUCAGGGAUAUCGGGAGGUGCUGAAGGAGAACGAGAAAUACUGGGAGUACUAUAAACAGCAGAAUGUGUUCCCGUUGGAGCAAUUCGACGAAUUCAAGGCGGCACUUCAGAGAGACUUGCCGGUUUCGUUUCGGUUCCAGGGGUGUCAUAAAGAUCGCGAACAACUGAUCCAUGAGAUGGAAAAUCGAUUCUUCGGGAAAAUCGUGGAAGCCGAAGACACCGCUGUCUGCGUCCCAAAAAGCCUUCCAUGGUACAAAGAGGCCUAUCAAACUCCGAUGUCUCGAACCGCCGUCCGCAGUCACCCGAUUCUCGCCCAACUUCAUAAUUUCCUUGUCACCGAGGCGGAACUCGGAAAUCUCUCUCGCCAGGAAGCCGUCUCCAUGAUCCCACCACUUCUGUUGGCUCCAACUUCCGAGCACUACGUCCUGGACCUGUGUGCUGCUCCUGGAAGCAAGACCACUCAACUUCUGGAAAUGAUUCAUGAGAAUGAUGAGAAUCCAAAAGGAAUGGUCAUUGCGAAUGAUGUGGAUAUGAAGAGAUGCUAUAUGCUCAUCCAUCAUACUCUUAAGAGAUUCAGAACUGCCGCUUGUGCUGUCACUUGUGAAGACGCUGCUCGCUUCCCACAAAUCGCUGAUAGCGAUGGAGGACUCAUACAGUUCGAUAGGGUGCUUGCCGACGUCAUCUGCUCCGGAGACGGAACCCUUCGGAAGAAUCCCGAAAUCUGGAAGAAGUGGACACCACAAGAUGGUCUUGGUCUCCAUAGAAUGCAAAUCGCAAUCGCUAGAAAAGGAGCUCAACAGUUGAAAGUUGGAGGAAGAAUGGUUUACUCGACGUGCUCGAUGAAUCCGAUUGAAGAUGAGGCUGUCGUCGCACAGCUUCUCAGAGACUCCAAAGGGUCGUUGAAACUUGUGGAUACGUCGAAGAUGCUCCCAGAGCUCAAGAGAGAAAAUGGAGUCAAUCAAUGGAAGGUUUUCGAUAGGGACAUGAAAUUGUACAACUCGUUGGAGGAUGUCAGUGAGGAGAAGAUGAAGAAGGUCAUCGUUCCAUCGUUGUUCCCACCUACCGAAGAAGAAGCCAAGGAGAUGAAUCUUCACUAUUCAUCAUUCUUUGAGCAACCCUGGGCUCUAUUCAGUGAUGUUUCAUACUUUUUUUAA
Messenger RNA from Caenorhabditis briggsae, 1251 nucleotides. The record is from RefSeq and is a predicted model, not a curated record. The transcript has 3 exons. Gene Ontology annotation, molecular function: tRNA binding; tRNA (cytidine-N5)-methyltransferase activity. Gene Ontology annotation, cellular component: nucleus; cytoplasm. The coding region runs from base 1 to 1251 and encodes 416 amino acids. Lineage: Eukaryota; Metazoa; Nematoda; Chromadorea; Rhabditida; Rhabditidae. Gene Ontology annotation, biological process: tRNA methylation.